This is a messenger RNA of Peronospora matthiolae, 207 nucleotides long. Lineage: Eukaryota; Oomycota; Peronosporomycetes; Peronosporales; Peronosporaceae. The record is from the annotation of a GenBank genome assembly.
AUGGGUACCGACUGUCCUGACAAGACCGAUAACCACAUUUUGGACGAAAAGUCGGCAGCCCCCGUAGGGGCGAUUGAUCAGGUGUUGGCUAUGCUCGGGGACCUAUCCGAUCGGAUGAAUCGGAUGGAGGUCGCCCGGAAGGAGCAAAGUGAAAGGACCAAAAGGGGUCACAGGAGUCAAUCUUCGGUUCGGCCCUGGGAGUUGUAG